Messenger RNA from Bufo bufo (common toad), 4465 nucleotides. RefSeq names its product transportin 2 (gene TNPO2). Gene Ontology annotation, cellular component: cytoplasm; nucleus. The coding region runs from base 144 to 2810 and encodes 888 amino acids. The record is from RefSeq and is a predicted model, not a curated record. Gene Ontology annotation, biological process: protein import into nucleus. The transcript is spliced from 25 exons. Gene Ontology annotation, molecular function: small GTPase binding; nuclear import signal receptor activity. NCBI's taxonomy places the organism in Eukaryota, Metazoa, Chordata, Amphibia, Anura, Bufonidae.
CUCCGCCCAGCAGAAAGUCGCCUUAUUGGUUGGUUGGAGAGGUGCACUGCGAAUGACGUCAUCAGCCCGCGCGCUCUCUCUCUCUUUCUGUGUCUCCGCCGCCUGCGAGUCUCCUCCAUCCCUGCGAGCUAGUGGUCGUGAAGAUGGACUGGCGUCCGGAUGAGGAAGGAUUACAGCAAGUCCUGCAGCUCUUAAAGGACUCUCAGUCCCCGGACACGGCCACUCAGAGAGUUGUCCAGGAGAAACUGAAGCAGCUCAACCAGUAUCCCGACUUCAACAAUUAUCUGAUCUUUGUUCUGACGCGGCUCAAGUCUGAAGAUGAACCCACGCGCUCUCUAAGUGGUCUGAUCCUGAAGAACAAUGUGAAAGCCCAUUACCAGAACUUCCCCCAGCCCGUGUCUGAAUUCAUAAAGCAGGAAUGUCUGAACAGCAUCGGAGACUCGUCCUCCCUCAUCAGAGCCACCAUCGGGAUUCUCAUCACUACCAUAGCAUCAAAGGGAGAGCUGCAGACCUGGCCAGAACUGCUACCUCAGCUCUGCAACCUGCUGAACUCGGAGGACUACAACACCUGUGAGGGAGCAUUUGGCGCUCUUCAAAAAAUCUGUGAAGAUUCCUCCGAGCUCCUGGACAGCGACGCUCUGAACAGACCGCUGAACAUCAUGAUCCCCAAAUUUCUCCAGUUCUUCAAGCACUGCAGCCCCAAAAUCAGGUCUCACGCCAUCGCCUGCGUAAACCAGUUUAUAACGGACCGCGCCCAGGCUCUCAUGGAUAACAUCGACACUUUCAUUGAGCACCUAUUUGCACUUGCGGUGGAUGAAGACCCCGAGGUCCGCAAGAACGUGUGCCGGGCGCUGGUGAUGCUGCUGGAGGUGCGGAUAGACCGGCUGCUUCCUCACAUGCACAGCAUUAUCCAGUACAUGCUGCAGAGGACGCAGGACAGCGACGAAAACGUGGCGCUGGAAGCCUGCGAGUUCUGGUUGACGCUGGCUGAUCAACCUAUUUGUAAAGACGCUCUGUCCAGUCACCUGCUUCAGUUAAUUCCCAUCCUGGUGAACGGUAUGAAGUACAAUGAGAUCGACAUCAUCCUCUUAAAGGGAGACGUGGAGGAGGAUGAGACGGUCCCGGACAGUGAGCAGGACAUUAAGCCCCGGUUCCACAAGUCUCGCACUGUGACCCUGCAACACGAAGAAGAGCGAGUGGAAGGAGAGGACGAUGGUGAUGACGAGGAUGAUGACGACGACACCUUGUCUGACUGGAAUCUGAGGAAAUGUUCAGCGGCCGCCCUGGACGUCCUCGCUAAUGUGUUCCGGGAGGAGCUGCUUCCUCACCUCCUCCCGCUCCUCAAGGGUCUACUGUUCCACCCGGAAUGGGUCAUAAAGGAGUCCGGUAUCCUGGUCCUCGGAGCCAUCGCUGAAGGCUGUAUGCAGGGCAUGGUGCCCUACCUGCCUGAGCUGAUUCCUCAUCUCAUCCAGUGCCUGUCUGAUAAAAAGGCUCUAGUCCGCUCCAUCGCCUGCUGGACUUUGAGCCGGUACGCCCACUGGGUGGUCAGCCAACCCCCCGACCUUUAUCUGAAGCCCCUUAUGACGGAGUUACUGAAACGAAUUCUGGACAGCAACAAGCGAGUGCAGGAGGCAGCAUGCAGUGCGUUUGCGACCCUGGAGGAAGAAGCCUGCACGGAGCUUGUACCGUAUCUAAGUUUUAUCCUGGACACCUUGGUUUUUGCCUUUGGAAAAUACCAGCACAAGAAUCUCCUCAUACUCUACGAUGCCAUAGGAACCUUAGCGGACUCUGUGGGGCACCAUUUAAAUCAGCCGGAGUACAUCCAAAAACUGAUGCCCCCUCUCAUCCAGAAGUGGAAUGAGCUGAAGGAUGAAGAUAAGGACCUUUUCCCACUCUUGGAGUGCUUGUCCUCCAUCGCAACCGCCCUGCAGAGCGGAUUCCUCCCGUACUGUGAGCCGGUGUAUCAGCGCUGUGUCACGUUGGUGCAGAAGACCCUUGCUCAAGCCAUGAUGUACAGUCAGCAUCCAGACCAGUAUGAAGCCCCCGAUAAAGACUUCAUGAUCGUGGCCUUGGAUCUUCUCAGCGGGCUGGCGGAGGGGCUUGGAGGCCAUGUUGAGCAGUUAGUGGCCAGAAGUAACAUCAUGACCCUCUUGUUCCAGUGCAUGCAGGACAUUAUGCCGGAGGUUCGGCAGAGCUCCUUCGCUCUCCUGGGUGACCUGACGAAGGCUUGUUUCCUGCACGUGAAGCCUUGUAUCUCUGAAUUUAUGCCCAUUCUCGGCACCAACUUAAAUCCAGAGUUCAUCUCUGUCUGUAACAAUGCCACCUGGGCCAUCGGGGAGAUCUGCAUGCAAAUGGGGGCCGAGAUGCAGCCAUACGUUCCUAUGGUCUUGAACAACCUGGUAGAAAUCAUCAACCGGCCAAAUACGCCCAAGACGCUCCUUGAAAACACAGCUAUCACUAUUGGGCGCCUCGGCUGUGUAUGCCCCCAAGAAGUCGCCCCCAUGCUGCAGCAGUUUAUCAGGCCCUGGUGCACGUCUUUACGUAAUAUCCGCGACAACGAGGAGAAGGACUCGGCCUUCCGAGGGAUCUGCAUAAUGAUCGGGGUGAAUCCCGGAGGAGUAGUACAGGAUUUCAUCUUCUUCUGUGACGCGGUGGCCUCCUGGGUGAGCCCCAAAGAUGAUCUGAGGGACAUGUUCUAUAAGAUUUUGCACGGUUUUAAGGAGCAGGUUGGCGAGGACAAUUGGAACCAGUUUUCCGAGCAGUUUCCUCCGCUGCUGAAGGAGCGUCUGGCUGCUUUCUACGGGGUGUAAUGUGAAUGUGGGCAAAUCUACACAUACCCAGCGUGGGAGGUUCCUGUUAGGUCCAUGAGGUCAUUGGGGAGAUUGGUGUCCUACACCCCACACAUCCAGUCUUUAGCGGGGUUUCAGGGAACAGUGUCCUGGGUCAGCGAUAUCCCUCCAUUCCAGACUCCUUCCACCCGACUCCCAAGACGCCUCAGCGGAGAACAGGAGGAUGGAAAACGCCACCUUCCCGCCCUCUGAGACUUUUUUUUUUUUUUUUAAACUUUUAUAGUAACUGAGCAUGAGGGGGGAAGUUGUCUUAGGAUUGAGAUGUUAACCCUUGUAGGGUGGGGGGGUAGGGCUUGUACUGGAGGAGCUGGUCCCACGUCAGGAACUGUUACCGGGCAGGGUUGGAGGGUUAGAAUAUAGAGCGGGAGGGAGGAGGGGGAUUUACAGCUAUAGAUUGACUGUUCCCCUACAGUUUGGAGCAGGAUAGGGUCAAACAUAAGUAAUAAAACAAAAAAUGAAAUUGCAGCAGAAUAGGGAUGCAAGCACAGAACAGAAGGUCGGCCAUCUUUAAAAAGGCCCAGGUUCAGCCGGAGGAAGAGAUUGUAAAGUCAGGAGAUACGUCUGUAGGAGGAGAGUGAUUGUGGAUUUUUUUUAUUUUAUUUUUGCGUCUUUACUACUUUUUGCUCCCUUUGCUAAUUUGCACAAGAGGUAAAUGGUUCACUACGAGUUGUCUCAGUCAUGGCGACGACAGGUAGAGUCUUGGACAGGAUCAGAUUUCUUAAUUUUUUUUGUUAUUUUAAAUGUUAGUAUCUACACAUGUAGAAUCGGUUCUGGGUGGGGGGGGGCGCAAGAUUAGUGUGAAAAACGUGGAAGACUUUACUGCUGAGAUCAGACCAGGGGAGGGCGCCCCCUAGUGGGUAAAAGAAGAAGAGUUCAUGCAGGGAUUCUAGCUCACAAUGCAAAGUCAAUGGAUAAUAAAUACAUUUUUUCAGUGGAGAUCUCUUUUUAUAACCCAGACGCUCGGACACAGAGACAGGACUCGUGGCUCUGCCCGCUGGUACCUGCAGUCUGCCUCAGGAGGAUACAUAAGGGUUAAAGGGAUUCUAUAUGGAACUGUAGCUGUUGCUCUCCCUUUAACCCUUUAGUGCUGACGUGCCUGCAUGGCAGUGUUUGCAUUCAUCUUCACCGCCCCUAUAGGCUGCUGUGUGUUCUCAAUGGAACGGAUCCAUGGAGAGCUGUAGGCACCCACUGCAGCCGUCGUGCCACCCUACCCCCCCAAUAAUGGCACUUGGGCACCUUAUACUGCAAAGCGUAGUAGUUUAUGACACUCUUUUACCCCUACUUUUAUAAAAAAAACUUUUAUCCAUAGGCCAGGCAUUGAGCCUCUAGUACAGAGCAGUCCAUAGGUCUCAUUGGCACUGAGGUGGAUGCUGCCACUCUGCACCAUCUGUACCCUUCAAAAUCUAAAUAAAAUGACCAAUUUGCUGGCCUUUUGCAAAAAAAAAAUAAAAAAAUGUAAUGAAUUUGUAAGGGGACAAGUAAAGUGCACACAGGGCACGUGCGAUCCUCCGCCAGAGUUGUUUAAAGGGCAUCUGUCAGCAGUUUUGUACCUGUUACAUGUGCGCUUGGCAGCUGAAGGCACCUGUGUUGGUCCCAUGUUCAUAUGUGUCCUCAUU